AUGUUACUGAAUGAAAAUGUGAUUGUAGUACCUGAUAAAGACAGUGGUGCUUUAUCAGUGGCUGGUCCUGUUAGUGAUGUCAACAGACUGGAGAAAUCUCUUUCUGAAAUUAUUAACAAGAUUGCCAAAACGAUCCACAGAGAGAAAUCAAGUAAAACCGAAGAGAUCAAAGUGUCACCAUCAGUUUUCCAUCUGCUGUGUCAAGAUGGCCUCAUGGACAAACUUCUACUUGUGUAUCCAGAACUCAAAUUGGCACCAGAGAGUCCUAAUCUGAAAAUAACUGGUUUAGGGGAAGAGAUUAAUGCAGCAAACAAAGUUAUAUUUGAUGCAGUACUUGCAUUAAAACGACAGAAUCUGGAAGUAGAUAAAGAUGUGCUUGAACUGUUGAAGGAUGAGCAACAAGAGGAGCUUACAGAUGCUCUCCUCACAUCUCAUCGAAUAAACGCAGCGUUUGAAAUCAGUGGAAACAGGGUGCAGCUCCUUGCUGUUUCUGACAGAGAUCUGUCUCAUGCUCAGGACCAUCUAGGACAGCUGUUAACAACUCAGUACAUUAAUGUUGAAGACAGUAAUGUCCUGAAGAAGCCAGAGUGGCAGCAGCUGGUCAGUCACUUAGAGCAGGCUAACAGUGAGCCAUGCAGAACUCGAAUCAACACAACUGCUCAACAAGUCGUGGUGUCAGGCUACAAGGAUAGUGCCAUAAAGGUUCAGCAUCAGCUUGGUGUCUUCUUAACACAGAACGCUCACAUUGAAGAAACUGUUGUGGUCAAAGCUAAUGCUGUCGUUAAAUACUUGGAAGAGUUCAACACAUCUUGGAUGGAGAAAGUGAAAGACAAGGUGAGAGUGUCCUACAGAAAUGAGGCCAUCUGUCUGAGUGGAUCCAGAGUGAAUGUGACACAUUGCAAGACUGUGGUUGAAGGUGCCGUCUCUGCUGUAGUCUUUGACAAUCUGAAUGUCUUCAAACCUGGAGUGAAGAAGCUCUUCCAGGAAAAUGAAGCUUAUUUUUCCACAAUCAAAACUAAAACUGGUUGCCUGGUUCAACUAGUUGAUAAGCCAGGUGGUGGACAAGACAACGUUAAACAAGUACCAACACCUUUAUACCAACUUAAGAUGCCUGGAGGAGUAGAAAUCGCUGUUUACAAGGCAGAUAUGUGCAGUUACCCAAUGCAGGCAGUUGUGAGUCCAUUUAAUCAAGACUUGAAACACAGUACUGGUCUUGCAGCAGCACUUUUGAAGGCUGCCGGCCCUCAGUUACAAGAUGAAUUUUACAAAAUGAAAAAAACAAAGGGUCAACUCAAGCCAGGAGACUGUGUCAUAACUGAUGCAGGAGGAACACUUUGUUGCCAAAAGGUCAUCCAUGCUGUGGCACCCAAGUAUGAAAAACCACAGCAAGCUUCAGCUCAGUUGAACAAAGUUGUUAAAGGAAGCUUAGAAGCCGCUGAAAACCACGGAUGCAUCUCAGUAGCUCUUCCAUCUAUUGGCAGAGGAAUGCGCUGCUUUCCCCUCAAGCAGUGUGAACUCACCAUUGUCAAAGCAGUGAAGGAGUACUGUUAUGAGAACUAUGAUGACAUCAUCUUGCAGAAGAUCCAUUUCGUGAACAAUGACGACAUUGCUGUUCAGGAUAUGGUGGCUGCUGUCAGGCAGGAGUUUGGAAACCUUAGUGACACUCAUUCUCAACAAACUCCUCAUCUCACUGCUCCCACACAAUCAGUAUCACAGUCUACUGGAUCUGACCUGUGUCUGAAUCCUGUGCAGACCAAAGAAGGCGUGGACAUCGUUCUUACAAAGGGAAACCUAGAAGCUUCCACGACGGAGGUGAUUGUGAACACUGUGUCUUCAGACCUUGACCUCAACACAGGUGCAGUCUCACAAGCCAUCUUGCGUGCAGCUGGACCCAAACUUCAGCAGUUAGUAGAUGCGCAGGGUGCUACUGGAAAUGUUGGUGAGAUCAUUAUUACUGAUGGCUGCCAACUAAAAAGCAAAAAAGUCUUUCAUGCAGUCGCACCUCACUAUAAGGAUCAAGCCACAUCUGAAAAGACUUUGAGAGGAAUCUUUAAGGACUGCUUGAACAUGGCAGAGGAUAAUAAUCUAACCUCCAUAUCCUUAUCAGCCAUUGGUGCUGGAAACCUGGGUUUCCCAAAAGAUCGUGUAGCCUCUUUGUUGUUGGAUAAAAUCUUAGAGUUUAGCAAAAAGAAACACCCCAAGCAUCUGAAGAAGGUCGUGAUUGUACUUUACCCCAGUGAUACACAAACUAUCCAGGCUUUCAGUGAUGAAUUUCAGAAGAAGUUUCCCAGCGCCUCAAGUGGUUCAACAAGUUCUACACAAAGAGGCCCCUUCUCUAAAAUCACCUCAACCUCAGACAUGCAUGAGACCAAAAUGGGCAAUGUGACUAUACAGGUAGUAACAGGAGACAUAACCAAGGAGACCGCUGAUGUCAUUGUCAACUCCUCCAAUGAAAACUUUACUCUUAAGUCAGGAGUGUCUAAAGCUAUUCUAGAAGCAGCUGGUCCGGCUGUUGAAGUGGAAUGUCGCAACCUUGGUGCUGAGCCCAAUCCAGGCAUGGUAUUGACGAGCCCCGGUAACCUGAAGUGUAAAAAGAUCCUCCACCUGGCUGGACAGACAGACCCAGUAAAAAUCAACAAGACUGUGAAAGAUGCACUCCAGUUAUGUGUGAAAAGCUCUUUCACCUCUGUAUCAUUUCCUGCCAUUGGCACAGGUCAAGGCAAUGCACAGGCAAGACUGGUGGCUGAUGCCAUGUUGGAUGCAGUGACUGAUGUGUUGAGCCAAAACACUGCCAGCCCCCUGACUAUAGUUCGCAUAGUUAUUUUCCAGAAACCUAUGCUUAAAGACUUCCACAGCAGUAUGCAACAGAGGGAAGCUGCUGAUCCCGAUUCUAAGGAUAAAGCAGGGUGGACCUGGGGAUGGAGCAAAUUCAAAUCAAUCUUUACUGGUGGAAGUGCUGACAAACCAAAGAAUGACAAGGAUUUUGUCAUUGACAGUCUGAAAGUGGAGGCUACUUGUUUCCACAUUUGCGGUGACACACAAACCAGUGUUGACUCUGCAAAGAAAUGGAUAAAUGACAAGAUAUCCCAAGAAUAUCACAGCAUGGAAAUUGGAGACAAUGCCAUCCUUUGUUUCUCUGAUGCAGAUCGACAGAAAAUUGUUGACAUGCAGAAGACCAUGGACAUCAGCAUAAGGACUGAAAGCAACAAGCCAAAAGCCACAAUCACUAUUGAAGGACUCAGCAGGGAUGUGCUCAAAGCUAACACUGAAAUCAUUAAAAUGAUGAGCAGGGUGAGAGACGAGGAGGAACUAAACAGGAAAGUGGAGCUGGCCAGCGCUGCGGCAGACUGGCAGUAUCAGCAGUCUGGGUUCCAGUUUCAGAGUUUUGAUGAAAGGACCAACUUCUACCUCGAGGAAGCACUGCAACAAAAUUUACAAACUGUAAAAGUUACAGUCAAGGGUCAAGAUUACACUGUCACCAUGCCAAAAGGACCUGCAACUGACAGCCAGGGAAAUAUCCUGGAGAUAAAGAGAAUUGACAAGCUAAAAGGUGAUGUUCCUGAAAACUGGGAACAAAUGAAACCUAACGCCACCAAUCAGGCUUUCCCAUUACAAGCUGGGACAGAGGAGUAUGAUGAAAUCCAGAAGCUGUUCCAGGCCUCAUGCAAACAAGCCAUUAUCAAGAUUGAGAGGAUCCAGAACCCUACAUUGUGGAGCGGUCUACAGGUUAAGAAGCGUGACAUGGAGGGGAGAAAUGGUCACCAGAACAACGAGAGACGUCUUUUCCAUGGCACCUCCGAGGACACUGUGGCUACCAUUAAUGACCGUGGCUUCAACAGGAGCUUCGCUGGAAAGAAUGCUGCAUGCUACGGCAAUGGAACUUACUUUGCUGUCAAUGCAAGUUACUCUGCGAGCAAUACCUACUCCAAGCCUAAUCAGAACGGGGAGAAGUUCAUGUACGUCUGCCGAGUUCUGACUGGGGACUUUGCUCUUGGACAACAAGGCAUGAUUGUACCGCCACCAAAAGGCACCAGCACCAUUUCCACUGACCUGUACGACAGUGUUGUGGACAACAUGGCCAAUCCCAGCAUGUUUGUUGUCUUCCAUGAUAUCCAAGCUUAUCCUGAAUAUUUAAUUAAAUUCAAGUGAUGCAGCUAGUGAACAAGAUUGCAAAUCUUAACUAGAGAUCACCUUACGUCAUUACAUAUAAGGUGAUUACGUUACUCCAUAUUUUUAUUCUUGGACUCUCCCCGAGCCACAGUUCAAAAUGAUUACAUUAGAUGAAAGAUUUUAAUUUCCAGUACAUUAAAAAACAUGUAAGAACAUCAGCAUCAACUUGAUUUAACCAACUAUUAUACAAGCAUUAAUCAGUAAAUGGAAAAAAAUAUGAAAGCAUUACAAAACAAAAUUUGUAAUGCACUUUGUAACAAAGGUUUACAUGUUAAUGCAGGUAAAGCUCAGAUUAAGAAUCACUUUGAAAGGAAAGGUUUAAAAGAAAUUAGUUGCUGCUCACAUAAACAAACCUAACAAACAAAGCAGAAAUGAUCAAGCACAACAAUUGUUCUGAAUGUUUAAAGUAUAACAAAUUUAAAGUGGCUUAUGUAUGCUUGAUGUUGUCUCUAUUUUUUUCCUCUUGAAGGUAAGCUAUGAUUUUGAAUUUUUAGUUUUUUCAGUUUUCCAAAUAGCAUCUGUUCCAGAUUUCUUUCUACAUUUGAUCUUUUCAAUGUGUAUGUUUUUUGUUUUGAACCUGAAAAACAGAAGUGUGACUACUACGAGAGAUGCUGAUUAAAGUUUUGUUUCCUCCAGUCAGAAGUAAUAAAUAUUCAAUCUCUCUCUUUUAUCCAAUUCCAAAGGUUUGUGUAAAUUGAUUACAUAGUGUGAUCUAUUGAUCAAUGUGAUUUUUUUGAGCAGUAAAAUUGAAU
Molecule: messenger RNA, 4922 nt
Organism: Pundamilia nyererei
Lineage: Eukaryota; Metazoa; Chordata; Actinopteri; Cichliformes; Cichlidae
Product: poly [ADP-ribose] polymerase 14-like
Exons: 12
Coding region: 1-4149 (1382 amino acids)
Biological process (GO): negative regulation of gene expression; protein poly-ADP-ribosylation
Cellular component (GO): nucleus; cytoplasm
Molecular function (GO): transcription corepressor activity; NAD+ poly-ADP-ribosyltransferase activity
Source: RefSeq, a predicted model, not a curated record